Messenger RNA from Canis lupus familiaris (dog), 1252 nucleotides. RefSeq names its product 60S ribosomal protein L21-like. Gene Ontology annotation, cellular component: ribosome; cytosolic large ribosomal subunit. The record is from RefSeq and is a predicted model, not a curated record. Gene Ontology annotation, biological process: translation. The coding region runs from base 721 to 1203 and encodes 160 amino acids. Lineage: Eukaryota; Metazoa; Chordata; Mammalia; Carnivora; Canidae. Gene Ontology annotation, molecular function: structural constituent of ribosome. The transcript has a single exon.
AACUGUUCUGAACAGUUCAAGGUUUCACUAUUAGGUGGCUCUCCAUUUUCUAUUUCUUUUGAUGUCAUAGCUUUACAAAGCUGGAUUUUUCUUAGUUGCUAUGAUUAUUUUUUUUUAAGAUUUUAUUUAUUUAUUCAUGAGUGACAGAGAAAGAGAGAGAGAGGCGGAGACACAGGCAGAAGGAGAAGCAGGGAGCCCAACGUGGGACUCUAUUCUGGGACUCAAGGAUCAUGCCUUGGACCAAAGGCAGGCACUAAACCACUGAGCCACCCAGGGAUCCCCCAGUUGCUAUGAUUAAAAGAAGUACCACCGAAAAACAAAAAUCAGUGUGGAGCAGGAAAUGAGGAUGGUCGUGUCAAAUUCCAAGGUUUGAGAAGUUAUGUAUAACCCAACAGGUACAUACAUCCCAUUAGUAAGAAAAGGUGGUUGUUUAAAAAUGAAAUAAUUAGCGGUACCUGGCUGGCUUGAUCAGUAAAGUGUGCGACUCUUGAUCUUGGGGUUGUGGGUUCAAGCCCUACAUUGGAUAUAAGAUUACUUGAGAAAAUAAAAUCUUUAAAAACAUGAAAUAAUUAUUUUUCCCUUUAAUUUAUAUGUUUUGUUUUUGUUUUUUCAAAUCCAUGCUAAGUUGUUAGGACAUAAGCCUUUAAAGUUGUUUGGACCCACUACUUAAAUAGAAUUGUUAGGUAUUUGGGAACCACCAUCUUCCAGUAAUUCGCCAAAAUGACCAACACAAAGGGAAAGAGGAGAGGUACCCGCUAUAUGUUCUCUAGGCCUUUUAGAAAACAUGGAGUUGUUCCUUUGGCCACAUACAUGCAAAUCUAUAAGAAAGAUGAUAUUGUGGACAUCAAGGGAAUGGGCACUGUUCAAAAAGGAAUGCCCCACAAAUGUUACCAUGGCAAAACUGGAAGAGUCUACAGUGUUACUCAGCAUGCUGUUGGCAUUGUUGUAAACAAACAAGUUAAGGGCAAGAUCCUUGCCGAGAGAAUUAAUGUCCGCAUUGAGCAUAUUAAACACUCAAAGAGCCGAGAUAGCUUCCUGAAGCAUGUGAAGGAAAAUGAUCAGAAAAAAAAGGAAGCCAAAGAGAAAGGUACUUGGGUCCAACUGAAGCGCCAGCCUGCCCCACUCAAAGAAGCACACUUUGUGAGAACCAAUGGAAUGGAGCCUGAACUGCUGGAACCCAUUCCCUAUGAAUUCAUGGCAUGAUAACUGUAAAGAAAAUAAAAGACCUCAGGAUUGUAAAAAAAAAAAAAAA